UCCACUCCCUCCCUCGUGAAGAACCCCGACGUAAAACGCGAGACGUAAUUAAUGACUCGGCCUGUAGGUCGCUUUUUGAGAAGCAGCUCCGUCUCGUGCGCCGUGAGUUGCCGUUGCCGCGCGCUGACGCCGGGCAGGAUGGAGCGCAAGCUUUCAUUCACCUGUCAAAACCACUUUGGGAGGAAUUGGGAUUUGCGCCAGAGAUGCUUUUUUUGACACUAGCGCGCAUUGAGCUUGAAUAAUAAUAAAAAAAGGAAGAAGACCCCACUUCGAGUCGAGGAGCGUAUAUUUACAGGCAACUUCUAGUUUGGAGAAGCCGCUGGUGUCGUGCGCUGCGAGCAGAGGAGCUGAAUUCUAGAUUAGAGUAGAAAUUAGGAGAUUAGAUUUAGCUCUCGCUCGGAGGGUCUUGUUCUACGUGCAGAAGGUGCGUUGUUGUUGUUGUUAUUAGUAUUUUUUUCCCUGCUUGUUCUGUGUAACCCGUGCGCACCGGAGCGUUCUUGCGUUCUGAAAAAUCACCUGAAAGCUUCGGACUCCGGAGAGAAAAGCCGAAGAAAAAAGUUUGCGCAGGGGAAGAGGAAGAAGAGGAAGAAGAGGACUGCGUGUUUCUCACGGACUGAUUUUAUUCCUCUGUGCUAAGUGUGUGUGAGAUGCCGGGCGAUGUCCCGCCGCAAGCAGGGCAACCCACAGCACCUGUCCGUGAGCCAGAGGGAAAGCGUGCAGCCCGAGGCCAACCAUGAAAUGGGGGUGGAGCCUCGUUCACCAGGGGUGUGUCCUCGCAGUCCAAUGGGCAACGCUGGAGAAAGAGACCUGCUGACCUGUGGCCAGUGUCAGACCAACUUCCCUCUGGGAGACAUCUUGGCCUUCAUCGAGCACAAGAGAAGGCUAUGCCGCGGGGCUGGAGCCUGCUAUGAGAAGCCCAGCAAUGGCGGUGCCACGUCCUCAUCACCGCAUGCUCUACGAGUAGAACUCACCAGGAGACCCUGCCCCGUGGAGAUCGGCAUCCAGGUCACACCGGGAGAGGAAGAAGAAGAAAAGCGUCUAACGCCUGCAAGAGGAAUCUGCCCCAAGCAAGAGAGUGUACCGACAGGGAAAGAUGAGCCCUCGAGCUACAUCUGCACUACAUGCAAGCAGACCUUCACCAGCGCAUGGUUCCUGCUGCAGCAUGCUCAGAACACACAUGGUAUCCGUAUCUACCUGGACAACCACCCUUCCAGCUGCUCCCUUACACCCCGUAUGGCAUUGCCCCCUCCUCUGGGAGCAGAUGCCUUGCCUCGCUCACCUCUUGCCAGUUUUCUGGGAGACAGCAGCAACCCAUUCCACUUGCUCCGCAUGGCAGCACCUCUUCUGCGAGAGCCUCAGCCUGCUGGAUACAUGGAGACCCGCUUGCCAUCUACACCACCAUUUGUAAGUCCACCUCCCCCGCCCCGUCAUCACCUUGAGCGUUUGGGCCCAGAGGAGAUGGGCAUUCUCACCCAGCAUCCCAGUGCCUUUGAGCGGGUGAUGCGCCUGGCACCAAUGCCCAUGGAACCUCCGUCCAUGGAUUUUUCCCGCCGCCUCCGUGAGCUGGCCAGUAACAACAAUAAUGGUGGGCCCACACCUCCUCUUUCACCCAACCGUGUGCCCCCUGUGCAUAGGCUCCUCAGCCCCACGCUCUUUCAGCCUGGUGCCAAGCCACCACCAUUCCUCGGAACACCAACACAGCCUCUUCCAGUUGCUCCCAGGUCCAGCUCUUCACCAACAUUGGGCAAUGCAGGCAAGGUCAAGUCCUGUGAGUUCUGUGGAAAGACCUUUAAAUUUCAGAGCAAUCUGAUAGUACAUCGGCGUAGUCACACUGGUGAAAGGCCGUACAAGUGCCACCUGUGCGAUCACGCCUGUUCUCAGGCCAGCAAGCUGAAACGGCACAUGAAGACCCACUUACAGAAGUCAGGUUCACUGAGCAGCUCGCCAGAUCGGGGGAGGCGUGACUCGACAGGAGAGGAGCAAAAGAGUGGAGAAGGCAGGGAAAUACUAGACAAUGAUGAUGAAGAUGAGGAGGAGGAGGAAGAGGAUGAGGAAGAGGAGGAGAUAGAAGAGCAACAGAAUGGCAGUAGCAGGCCCGCAUCUAAUCUCAGCAUGGACUCUGAACUCAGCAGAAACCGGGAGAACGAGUCCCAGCCUUUGAUGAGAGAAAAACCUCUCUCCAUUGACAGUGGGAAGGAAAGCCAAUAUAAUGACAUCGACAAUCACUUGAGACUGCCUUUGGGCCGCAGGUCAAGGGAAGAGGCAGACACAGAUUCUUCAGCCAGAGCAACAGAUGCAGUAGGUCAACACAUGGUUAAUGGCAGGGGCAGUGGGCCUGAGGACCCCAUGUCAGGUUUUUUCCAGCAUAAGCCGGCACCUGUCUCUAGCCCAAACCUCUCUGGCUCCUCAGCCAAGAGGAUCAAAGUAGAGAAGGACAUGGAGCUUCCAUCUCUGCCACUCAUUUCUUCUGAAAAUGUGUACUCUCAGCUGUUGGCUGGCUAUGCUGCUUCCCGCCACUACAUCAGGGAGCCCUUUCUGACCUUUGGUGACUCCCGGCAGUCACCUUUUGCUACAUCCUCUGAGCAUUCCUCCUCGGAGACAGGUAGUCUGCGCUUUUCUACACCCCCUGGGGAGCUGCUGGAAGGUGGAGUGUUGUCAGGACGGAGUGGCAGCAGCACACCACAUCUCCGAGGUCCGGGUCCGGGCAGACCUCCUGGCUCUAAAGAGAGCCGUAGGAGUGACACAUGUGAGUACUGUGGCAAGGUGUUCAAGAACUGCAGCAACCUGACAGUGCAUCGGCGCAGCCACACGGGCGAGAGGCCAUACAAAUGCGACCUGUGCAGCUAUGCCUGCGCACAGAGCAGCAAGCUCACACGCCACAUGAAGACCCAUGGCCAGUUUGGCAAGGAGGUGUAUCGCUGCGACAUCUGCCACAUGCCCUUCAGCGUCUACAGCACCCUUGAAAAACACAUGAAGAAGUGGCAUGGUGAACACUUGAUGAGCAACAAUGUCAAACUUGAGCAGGCAGAUCGAGCAUAGGUUCCGUGCAGUAAAGCACAAACUUCAGACAGUAUGAUGAGUUUAGCUGGAUAAUCUUUUGAAUAAAUCUAACUAUAGAGUUUUCGGAAUGAUUUGGUGUGUUUUUGUUUUGUUUUGUUUUUGUUUUGUGUUUUUUUUUUGUUUUUUUUUCUAGUGCCACCUGAGAAAUAAGAACGUUAGUAAAUGUUUGUGGAUGGAUUUUAAAAAAAGCCCUGCUGGCAUUCCCAGCAACCACCAGGAAUUUGUCCAUUAAGAAUCCAUGGAGCCUUUCUACUGUGCAAUAAUUUCUGUAUUUAUUGGGUCAUUUCUUGAUGAUACAUGGCAUGUGCAGGUAUAUUAUGGCAUGUGCAGGGGUUUUAAUGCAUUCCUAUGUUAGAAUAUUAUUUUCAGACACCAUUUUAAGAUAUGACACAUACUGAGAUUUCGGCAUUCUGCCACAAUUUUGUUUGAGGAAUUUCCUAAAAGGAAAAGAAGUCAUUUUAACCUGUCCUGCAAAAAUCUGAAGAAGUCAUACUUCUAAAAAUCAGUGAGAGAUUUCCUUGUGUACUACUGCUGUUUGCAGUCACACCAGACGUGGGUGAUAUAUUAAAGCAUAAAGCACUGAAUGUCAACUUGACAAUAAAUAUUAAACAAAUUCGAGGGACAUGGAAUACCAGGGAUGUCUCAGGCAGCUGGAUGACAGUUUGAUUCCCUUUGACCACCAUCCAGCUGAAUAUGUUCUUAAUAUGACUUGUAUGAUUUCAGCUGUCAAGCAAAACAAAUUCUUCUUUAUGACAAUACACUCUUUUAGACAUCGAGCAUUUAUUGUAUUCUUCAUAAGGCCGGUAACGUGAAAUAUAGCCCGUAUUUUUGUGAUCCGAAUGUUUACAUUACCACCUUUUUUUUUUUUUUUUAAACGAAAUUUAACACCAGUGUAUAUUUUCUUAACACACAACUUAAUGGCUUUGACCUCAUAGUAGUAUAAACAUUUUAACCUGAAUUAAGUGAAAUGAAAAUUGAGCGAUGUUAUUAACAUUCUAGGGCCCAAAGUGUUAAAAAAAUCUGUUUUAACAAAACCUCAGCCAGGACCAUUCAUUUACCUGGUCUUGCAGUAUUAUACAUGUAUUAUUUAAAAAAAAAUUGGUUUGUUAAGCUAACAUGCAAUGUCCUAAGUGGCUGCUUAAUCCCCAGAGCAUUGUGGAAUGAAUCAAUGUGCUCAUUUUAGAUGUUGGAGGCAACCCAGCCUCCUACUUUUCACACUUCAACAAUUCAGAGGGCUGCUGUGGCUUUAACAAAUAACCAUUCUCCCCUCAAAUCUUAGAAAUCUCAGCCUGCUGCUUCUUUUUUAUUACUAUUAUUAUUAUAAUUUUUUUUUUUACAUUUUUUUUGGUAAGUCUGUAUACAUUUUAUUUCCAGUACUGUUUCCAUUCCAAAUGUAAGCUUAAAAAUCAGCACUUAAUAAAAUGCCUUUUUUUUUUUUUUUUUUUUUUUUUUUGGUAUCUCCAAGAAAAGUCAUGGAAAGAUACCAUGAAAAAAAUUCUACAUUUCUUACAUGAUCGUUAAUCCUAGCUUAAAUGUCUAAUUCUUUGUCCUAUGGGUAGCAUACGUAAAAAAAAAACAAGGUGGAUUAAAAUUUAAAACGUAAACCUGAGAAGGUUUUAUUCAAGAUGCUCAGAGACAAACUGGCCCAGAUACACACGUUUGUGUUUUACUGCCGUUCGAUCCAGCAUGCACACAUACGAUUAUGCAGUGUGUACACUUGUAAAAAGGAAUUUCAUUCCAGCGACAAGAAAUCACAAAGAAGAGGUUAAAUAUUUAUGCAUUUGAUGUGCGUAUGUGUACUACCUUUCAGAAUCGAAUUCAACGCACAAGUUUGCCCGAGACAACCAAGCCAUUUAGUUCUUCACUGAUACCGAGAGCUGGAUCUUCACCAGCUUGGAAGAAAACGGAAAAAAAAAAAAUUAAAAAAUGACACUCUGUCUUUAAAAUAAUGUUUACAGUGUUGAAGUACAAGGAUAACAAAUUCCUGUGUAAAUGUGUUUUAAAAGAGAAUAAUCUCAUGUUUUUUCUACCAUUUUUCGAAUGCCAUGGCAGGGUUGUUUGUUUGUUUGUUUGUUUGUUUGUUUAAUAUAUUAUUUUGUUUUUUGGUGCAGGGUUUCUUCCCCUACCCCCAUAAAUUUCAAUGGAUAUAUUCGUAUAUGUUUCGUUCACUGUUAAAAUACACAGUGUAUUUGUAUACCAGUGGCAUUUUAUGAAACGAUGCAAAAAAAAAAAAAAUCUUUAUAUUUUGCAGUCCAUUAUAAAAUUGUGAGUCUAUCCAAAUGUUUUUUUUUUUUGUUUGUUUUUUUUUUACUUUUUUUCCUCUCAUCUCUAUACCUGUUCAUAAUUUUGGUAAAUCCAUCCUUGUGAGGAUGUAAAAAAAAUAGAAAAUAAAAAGGAAUAAAAAGUCAA
This is a messenger RNA of Tachysurus fulvidraco (yellow catfish), 5469 nucleotides long. RefSeq names its product BAF chromatin remodeling complex subunit BCL11B b (gene bcl11bb). Gene Ontology annotation, cellular component: nucleus. The transcript is spliced from 3 exons. Bases 658 to 3039 code for a protein of 793 amino acids. Lineage: Eukaryota; Metazoa; Chordata; Actinopteri; Siluriformes; Bagridae. Gene Ontology annotation, biological process: positive regulation of transcription by RNA polymerase II. Gene Ontology annotation, molecular function: DNA-binding transcription factor activity; RNA polymerase II cis-regulatory region sequence-specific DNA binding. The record is from RefSeq and is a predicted model, not a curated record.